AUAGGCAUGUACCUGUUCCAAUGACAUUGUCGCUGGCUGUAGCUCUGAAUGGUUUACGAGUAUACAUUCAGCACAUGUCGAAAUGCUGCUGCAAAUUAUCGUUGAUUCUUUCCUUUAUCUGCUGGGCCUCACUGCACUUUUUUGUUCAUUGCUAUGUGUUGGUGCGAUUAUAGCUAUGUGGAGAAGUCGAGGAUCGAGGAUGUUCAGUAGUUUUUACUACCGUUGUUGCUGGAAUGAGAGCUGGAUCAACUUGUUCACACUUAUAUUUUUCCUGACGACUAUGUAUGCCAGAUUUUUCCCUAUUUUAUAUCCCGCGUUCUACUAUCUCAAUCGCUUCAAAUGGUGGACAAACUUUGCACAGGUUACAAAGCAACAUGUAUUGUAUUUACAAAUCUGGAACGUCCUUGUGACCGUCGGAGGGCGCUUUUGCACCAUAUGUUUACCACAUUCGAUAAUAACACAUACUGCUGAGCAAAUGAAUACAUGGAUAAUAUUUAUACUACAAACAUUUUUCCCCACCGUGACGGCAAUACCUCUUUAUUGCAUUUGUGAUCAUGUAUACAGGUUAAAAAACGUUACAGUGCCACUGUUUUUAAGUUCUACGGAUCCAACCUUUGGAAAGGUUCUCAAUAUCGUCGGUUACACCUACCGCUAUGUGGCACUUGUACUUUCGGCUCUCGGUUAUAUUUCUAUGUUCUGUCUGAUGCGAAAGAAGGCAAAUCGCAACGAAAUGCGCGUUCUGAUUCACGGAGGAAGUCUUCUGUCAGCACUAUUAGCUUCUAUAAUAUCCAUGACAUCCCAGAGACUCGGAAUAGGAAGUGGUCACGAAUUGAUGCAAAUGUUCUACUUCACAACCUUUUUGUGGGUUCCAUUCACUGAUAUAGUAAUAACAUUUUGGAUUGUGGCAUCUUUGCGGCAUACUGCUAACCCAUUCAAAAAUGGACCUAGAACAAAAACAAGUAUAACUAACUCGAAGAUUGCUCUUGCACCGCCAUCUCGUCAAUAAAAGAUGUGGGACAGAGCCUUCUGCUGAAGACGACGAUACUCUUAAUGUUAAACUAGUGUAUCAAUAAAGC
This is a messenger RNA of Cylicocyclus nassatus, 1076 nucleotides long. The record is from the annotation of a GenBank genome assembly. Lineage: Eukaryota; Metazoa; Nematoda; Chromadorea; Rhabditida; Strongylidae.